Molecule: messenger RNA, 885 nt
Organism: Tigriopus californicus
Lineage: Eukaryota; Metazoa; Arthropoda; Copepoda; Harpacticoida; Harpacticidae
Exons: 2
Coding region: 111-839 (242 amino acids)
Source: RefSeq, a predicted model, not a curated record
UCGUACCACAAUUAAUACCCGUUAAAGCAUCCGUCACAGAGUGGUUCAUCCUCGCAGAAGUAACCAGCUGAAAUCACGGCAGCCAUCGACCACACGAUUUAUCAUCCAUCAUGAAUGAUAUUCAAGAAACCGUCAUGACCACCACGACACACGCCAAGAAACCGGUUCGGCGGGGAAACACCUCAGGCCUUAUCGGAUUGUGGAACAGUCGGGUCAUUCCGGGAGAAGAUAGCCUUUCCGACGAGCUCGGCAAUGGAUCCUCCGUGGACCAGAAUAGCAAUUCAGACCUCCUCCAGAUUCGGGAGCGCGCCAUGCGCCGAAUCAGUGUUCGAGAUCCGCCCUCACCUGCCUCGCUGGAGGCCAACCGGCGCAAGCCAUACAUGCCGCAAACCUUGAGUGCGCCCAAAGCCAAUGGACCAUCGUUGUCCAUGUUGGGCGACACGCUCCGCGUGGAUCCAAGCCUCAAGACCCGAAAGACCAGUGAAUUAGUCCGGCCCACGUUUUCCAUUCUGAAGGACAUUUCUGAAGAGCGAGGCAUGUUUGCGGGUGGCAUUCUACACGAGCGGCCGCAUUCGUCUUCGCACGAGAAGACUUUGCCCACGGUGGUCAUUGAGAACAAAGUCCUCACGGAUGACUCCAUCCAACGGGCCAAUACGCCUCGCCGUGGAUCUGGAGCAGGACUGGGACGAUCCAAAAGUGUGAAGAUCAACCGAGUCAAGUUUGGUCUGAUGCUCGACGCCACUGAAGGUAAGCCGUUGACCCGACAUGCGUGGUUUCUUGCGCCAAUCCAAAGGUUGGAUCUUCUGAAGUGGUGCGUUUGUUUUCAUGCCGCUCACUAAUCCUGAUCUAGAUUUAAACCUCGUAUUCACAAGCAUGGUUCUGAAC